Messenger RNA from Aethina tumida (small hive beetle), 865 nucleotides. RefSeq lists its product as uncharacterized. Bases 90 to 728 code for a protein of 212 amino acids. Lineage: Eukaryota; Metazoa; Arthropoda; Insecta; Coleoptera; Nitidulidae. The record is from RefSeq and is a predicted model, not a curated record. The transcript is spliced from 4 exons.
CUCUCGCAACAACAAAAUUUUGAAUUAAAACUCUGAUGACGUUCCAUAUAAUUGAUUUUAAUUAUAUGUACUGAACACGACCACCGAAAAUGCCCCAAUAUUCGCCGGAAUGGCUGCAAAAAAUCCGUUGCAACCGCAACGCGUACGAACCGGACAAAAAUACGUAUCGCAAGAAUCUGAAGAUGCUGUACUCGAAAAACGAGUAUUCGCCAGGUGUAAAAGUGCACGACUGGGCCAACGCCGCCAAUUUCAGAGAGUACCGCGCAAAGAAUCCCCUCGAACCGGGGAAAUUCGAUUUGUUGGCUUCGCACUUCGAUCAUUUCGGAAACGAACCCGUUAAAUACGUGACAGAGUCCAAUGCCGAAUUCACUUGGAAAGUGAUCAAACCGCAAUCGGAUCCGCACAAGAAGAUGACAAAUAUUUGUUCGUACAGAGACGAAGACGCUGUAAACGAGGCAGGCAACGUGUCGAAGGAAUGCGUCAACGAUUAUUGCACUACGAUGCAAUCGAGUUUUAUGCCGCCGUAUCCGUACGUCAUGCCAAGGAUCGCGAUGGCCAAGACGCCGUACUAUCUCAACAGAAGAAUGGUUCAACCGAUACAGACGAGUCCGUUUAAAUUCUACGACGAGGAAGCCCUGUGGCACGUGUGCAAGCUGCAAAAGUACAAAGGCGAGAGAGAGAUUUCGUACAUUCCGUGGCUGGGCAAGUACACCGAUGGAAGUAAAUAGAGAUUAAGAAAAAAAUAUAUAUUAAAAAUUCAUGUCUACAAAUCAUACAUGUAUAUAAUGGAGAUGGAACGAACCGAUUAAAGCCAUAAAACUUAUAAACUAUUAUUACGGUGGUACAAUAUAAUAAUUUUAUGUAA